Messenger RNA from Hippopotamus amphibius kiboko, 3549 nucleotides. RefSeq names its product Ras association domain family member 5 (gene RASSF5). NCBI's taxonomy places the organism in Eukaryota, Metazoa, Chordata, Mammalia, Artiodactyla, Hippopotamidae. Gene Ontology annotation, biological process: signal transduction. The coding region runs from base 49 to 1299 and encodes 416 amino acids. The record is from RefSeq and is a predicted model, not a curated record. Gene Ontology annotation, cellular component: nucleus. The transcript is spliced from 6 exons.
GAACUCGGGAGGAGCGCCACCGCCGAGAAUCGCCGGCGCUAGCCCGGCAUGGCCAUGGCGUCCCCGGCCAUCGGGCAGCGCCCGUACCGGCUACUGUUGGACCCAGAACCUUCUCGCUAUCUGCAGAGCCUGAGCGACCCCGAGCCGCCGCCCCCGGGCGGGUCCUCGCGCCGCUGCGCCCCCGCGCCCCUCUCCAGUGCGCCCGGGGCGCACGAGGGACGAGGUUCCCGGAGGGCUGCCCGGGGGCACUUGGAGCCCCAGCCUCGGGCCUCCCGACCCUCUCGCCCUCUCCGGCCUGGUCUGCAGCAGAGACUGCGGCGGCGGCCUGGAGCGCCCCGGCCCCGCGACGUGCGGAGCAUCUUCGAGCAGCCGCAGGAUCCCCGCGUCCCGGCGGAGCGGGGCGAGGGGCACCGCUUCGCCGAACUGGAGCUGCGGAGCGGUCGGGGCUGGUGUGACCUGUGCGGACGAGAGGUGCUGCGGCAGGCGCUGCGCUGCGCUAACUGUAAAUUCACCUGCCAUCCAGAGUGCCGCAGCCUCAUCCAGCUGGACUGCAGUCAGCAGGAAGGCCCCUCCCGGGAAAGACCCUCUCCAGAAAGUACCCUCACUGCGACCUUCAGCCAGAAUGACUGUAAACCUGCAGAGGAGCCACGGUGCCCGCCCACGCUGCAGGAGAUCAAGCAGAAGAUCCACAGCUACAACACGCGGGAGAAGAACUGCCUGGGCAUGAAACUGAGUGAAGAUGGCACCUACACGGGUUUUAUCAAAGUGCAUUUGAAACUUCGGCGGCCGGUGACAGUGCCUGCCGGGAUCCGGCCCCAGUCCAUCUAUGAUGCCAUCAAGGAAGUGGACCUGGCGGCCACCACGGACAAGCGGACAUCCUUCUACCUGCCACUCGAUGCCAUCAAGCAGCUACACAUCAGCAGCACCACCACGGUCAGUGAGGUCAUCCAGGGGCUACUCAAGAAGUUCAUGGUCGUGGACAAUCCCCAGAAGUUUGCACUUUUUAAGCGGAUACGCAAGGACGGGCAAGUGCUCUUCCAGAAACUCUCUGUUGCUGACUGCCCCCUCUACCUGCGCUUACUCGCGGGGCCUGACACGGAUGUCCUCAGCUUUGUGCUAAAGGAGAAUGAAACUGGAGAGGUGGAGUGGGAUGCCUUCUCCAUCCCUGAGCUCCAGAACUUCCUAACAAUCCUGGAAAAAGAGGAGCAGGACAAAAUCCAACAAGUGCAGAAGAAGUAUGACAAGUUUAGGCAGAAACUGGAGGAGGCCUUAAGAGAAUCCCAGGGCAAACCUGCCUAGCCAGUCCGGCUUCCUCUUCUCCCAGUGUCCACGGAUUUAUUUUUAUUAUUAAUUAUUAUUUUGCAACAGACACGUUUUCUCAGGACACCUCUGGUGGGUGCGUCUGUGCCCGCCCAGCAGUUCCAGACGUGGCACAAAAUCUCUGAUGAACACAUGCGUGUGUGGGGUUGGGGCCUGCCCGCCACCACGCUGUGCCCACUGCACACUGCCCAGGAGCAGCGCUCGCUCAUGUGAAAGAUCAGCCGCGUCCUCUCACCAUCUGCAGGCCUUUCACAAACCAAAUAGUUGCCUCUCUCCACACCAGCCAGCAAAAGAAAGAAAAAAGGUUUUAAAAUUUAUGUUCUUUCUCUGGCUUUUAUUCUUCAAUUUCUUUCUAAUUUCCCAUCAACGGUUCCUUUAUUUAUGAACCCAAAAUUGUAGCAUAUUCCUUUAGCAGGUCUGUGCUAAGCCCAUGAAAGCAGGACAAUGCUCCGUAAAAGGACUGUCCCCCACUGUCCCCAGGUGCCCGUUUUUCAUGCUUAAGGGAUGGUCAUAAAGCCACUGGCCCCAGAUGCUCAGGUCAGGAGCACCAAAGCUGAGGUUACCUGAGAGAUUUCCAGAGAAGCUGCUGCCAGCCCUGGCCCUGAUGGCUCAAGAGUCUGUGCACACAUAAACCCAAAGGCAUAUAUCUCUGUGUAUGUGUGGUCUUCAGCCACAUCUCUGUCAACAACUCUGUUUUUAAGUUUCAAUAUUGAAUUUAAUAUUGCCAUCAUCCUCAUGUGUUUCCCCCAAAGGGAAACCCGCCACUUACCAUUUUUAAAGUCUCCUGCUGAGUGCGGAAACCAGGCAGUCAAAGCCAAAAAGUGUUGCAGGUAAAUGGUUCAAGCUGUCUUCAGUCUUCCCCAAGCUAGAGAGCAGGGGAGGCCUGGCUGCCUUGGUUGCCCUUUGGCCUCCAGCACUGCCUUUCUUCUCCCACUGGGACUCUGGGAUCUCCAGGUGCUGCCAGAAGAGCUGCCUUGAGUACAGAGCGGGGAACCUCCAACUCAGCCAACUUGGAGUCCUUUGUGUUCGAAGCAUGGCCAGCAAUGGGGCUGGCCUCCCGCUGACCUCAGUGCCUUUUUGUUUUCAGAGAGGGGCAGGAGCAGGGGCGUUUGCAUGAGGCUCUGGCUUGCUCCUGCCAGGAAAUGAACCGCGGUGGUGUGGGAGACAAGGCCAGAAGGGCCUUCCUUCCAAGUAUGGGAUAAGGGUCACAGACCUCCUUCUCAUCUAAGGUCCCGGGUUCUGACUUCCAAGAAGUGAGGUCAAACUGCCUGGACAGCACGGAUCAGAUUCCCGACUCUACGUUUAUACUGGCUCCUUCCUUAGGUUCAAACUUAAAAGUAGCCAAACAAUUCAAGCAAGUAGCCAGGACUGCAGAGACACUCCAGUGCAGAGGGAGAAGGACUCUGGACUUUCAAAGUGGAGCCGGUCUUCCAAUCCAGCCUCUGAGAGACCCUUUCUUCGCUGUCCUCUGCCUCCCCAGGUCUCUCUUGGGUUUGUUCAAGCCCACACUUCUUUGUGUAGCCUCAGAAGUUCCCUCCCUGGCCCUCGCUGAGUCCACACCACCCCUGAUCCCAGAAAGAAUGCGGACCCCUCAUCAUGCAGACUACUUAGUCUUCAGAGCUGCAAAAACAGGACAAGCUAAGCAGCUCAAAAAGACUUUUUACAUCAUAAAAGCCCUGGUUAUCUGCCAUCUCCUGCUCAGCCUUAUCCCAUCCCUCCCUUAAAAAAAUCUCUCUCCCUGCUGUCUACUGACAGAGGUGGGUGCAGAGUCCUCUUUCCUUCACGCUGCAUGUCUGUAACAUGAAUAGAAGGCACGGCUCCUGCUGCAACUGCUGUGAAUGCUGCUGAGAACCUCCCUCAGAUGGGGUGGCUAUUUUAUUUUUGAGAAGGAAAAGACGUCAUGUACAUAUAUAUAUAAAGGCAUACAGCUAUAUAUAAAGAGAUAGGGGUGUUUAUGAAAUAAUAAAACUAUGAGAAAAUUCAGACUUUAUCGAAAGCACAGUUAGACCAGGACCCAGGCUGAGGUCCAAGCCUCCGAAACAGUAGUGUGUAGGGAGUAUCCCUUCCCUCCCAGGGGGGGCAUGACUGCUGGAGUGCCUUCUACCAUUGUGUUGCCCGGUGUGUAAGUGUUUGUUUUGAGGCUAUUUUCUUUUUAAAUGUCUUUCUUAUAUGGGUUUUAAAAAAAGUAAUAAAAGCUUGUCGCAAAAAUGAUUCAGACCAGAGACGUGU